ACAGACGGAACGUAUGUACUUCCACAGACGAAUGAGUGACAUGAAUCACUCACUCAUGUCAUUCGAUUAGCCUGAAGGGUGUCCACGUGUGCAAUGAGAGAAUUAUACAAUCGUACCGCUACACCCCGCUCAGCUCAACAGAGAGAAUGUUCGCUUCGCGACACCGUCGAAUCGAGCAGGCCAAUAUAAUAUGUAUCUGUCUCCACAGAUUAUCUACACACUGAUCGAUCGACUGCAUUCGUCUCCCUGUGGGUGCAGCGUGACAGAGGGUACCUGAGCAGAGGUACACGUGUGACACUGUGUGAACAUACAAAAACAUAUACUGACGCACCAAAAUUGUCAAAACGGUAUAGAUGCAGUGUGAAUGUGUCAGUGUCGAUCACCCACACGCCAUGCAAACACUGCCCCCGCAACAAUCAGCUGACUUCCAUCGCAACCGGGCCUAACCUGCGAAGACAAAGACGUAGACAUUGGCUGCCAUGGACAAAUAUGUGUGUGUCCGUGUGUAUUCCCUCACUCACCUGCUGAUCUGCGCGGCAGGUGAGUCGAUCUUCUCACGCAGACCGACUGUAUGGAUCGCAUACUGUGAGGGCUUUAUGACCUUGACAGGAGAGGGCGAGGGCAUCGAGGGCGUCGGCUGCACAAACAGGCAUAUACGUGUGAGCGCAUGAUGCGCACACACAUGGUGUCGUGUGUGCGUCUGUGUACGUACCUGUCUUGUCUCGUCAGUGAAGAGGUGUUUGGUCAGCUCAUAAGUGCCAAGCAGCACAGCGCACGACGGCAUGAUCUUCAAGCAUCGCGGCACUACCCCAACCCAGAAUGCCCUGUAGCCGCCCUCCUUGUAGAUGUCUUUCAUCCUGCAACACAUACACAGAAACGCCGCACAGACACCAUCAGCCACACCUGCAUGCGUCUGUGGACAUCCAUUUCUCCCCUGUGUGUGUGUGUGUGGUAGCCGCUGACAUGUUAACUGUGCCCUUGGAGAUGCGGAUCUUGUUGCCGCGCAUGGUGGAGUGCCGCCCGAUCACCUGCACACAUCAUCACCAUCCAUCCAUGGAUGCACACCCACUCCCACACCCACUCCCUCCGGAACGAACCGACCUGCAGUCGUGUCUUGACCACGUCGAAUCUACACACAGGCAGAUAGUAGAAAGAUGCAUUCAUUCAUUCAUGGCUCCCACCCAUCUCUCAUGGACAGAUGAGAUGGAUGGAUGGAUGCUUACGGGUGUGUCACAGCACUGGCCACAAGAGCACUCAGACCACCGUUGACGAAUGGGUAGAGGAAGCCCCUCACCACGGGAUGCCGCUCCUCCACACGAUCGUCCAACCUGCAUUGGUUUCAUUGAUGCGAUCGAUGCACACACACACACACAUGUGUGUGCAUGGCAUGGGCGGGUCGAUGGCUCACGUAACUUACAAGCGUAUGAGGCCUUUGCCUCUCUCGUAGAGGUCCCAGUAGAUGGCGGAGAAGGGCACGUCUCUAACCAGAGUGGGGAACACGCCUCGCCACAUGCUGAUCGAUGGAUGCACAUAUGCAUACACACGCCACAUGACGAAUGAAUGAAUGUGUGUGGAUGGGAUGGACGGGUCGAUGUGCGUGUGUGUGUGUGGCAGGUAUGUAUGUAGGUACCUGUAGAGGCCCUCUGUUUGGACGGCUUCCUUGACCAGGCCGAACCCAGUCUUGCCCAUACCCAUCUCGACCUACACACAGACAGACACGCACACCAUACAUACAGAGAGAUAAAAGGGUUUAGGAGGAGUGUCACUACAGUCCAGAUGCCUCCCUUUCCCAUCGCUUAGCACACUCACUUGCCGCCGAGUGCGCAUAUACUCGAACGGUGCGACGACAAACACGACCGUACUCCUGGCUUGAACGCCUACACCACAGAACAUACAUACAAGCACACAGAGCACACACACACGCCGCGCCCAUCCAUGGACAGACACAGCACACACCAUGAUAUUGCGUGUGUGAGUUCGGGUCGUGCGUACCUGCGAUUGCUGGCCCCCUGUGUGAUUAACACAGACACAGACACAGACACACAGGGAAACGUAUGCACUCUUGUCUGUUUUUCUGUUCGUCUGUCUGUCUUCCCACCAGUUCUUCUUCCAUCGCUGAACAACACACACACACACACACACACACACGGGAGAAAUGGCGGUGACUUGUCCGCAUUGCCCCUUUCUGGCUCACUGACUUCAUAAAGUCCGAAGAAGAUGAGGUUGGCGGGCAGGAUGACGGCCAGUGUGGGGGUCAGUCCUGUCCAGAAGCCCAGCAGCCCACGGUUUUUAUAGACGUCUUGCAAGACACGAUACGGUCUGCCACAGAAUGGACCACCACCCAAGAUGCAAUCGUGUGUGCGGUCGUCGUGUGUGUGCGUGUCAGCGCACUGACUUGACAUUGAGUCGGUUGACGAGGUUGGUGGAGCCCUGAGUGUAGUUCUUGACCACAUCAAACGGCGUGCAUAUCACUGAAACCAGCACACCUGUUGACAUGGACGCACACACACACACACACACACGCACACACAGAGAGAGAGAGAGUGAAUGUGUGCGCUGGGCGUCAGUGCGUGCCCCUCUCCCUCCCUCCCUCGGUCAGUGUGUGCGUAUGUGUGUCCCUCCCUCCCUACCGCUGGUCACGCUGGACAGCAGGAGGUGUGAGUGGUCCAUCUUGGGCUCCAGUGGAUCCGGCUGCGCACACAUAACACACACACACACAGGGCAAAAAGUUCGGUGAUGCUCAUGCUUUUGUUUGCAAACAUACAAGGCAACACACAUCGAGGGCGCCGUCCGUGUGCGCAUCUGAUCUGCCUGUCCGCCUGCCCAUAUGCACGCUCCCACCUUGUCUUGAGGGACGUUACGGUACCGAGCCGGCAUCAACAAUCUCUACAGAUCAGCACCUCAGCAUUCGGCAACUAACAUCGCCGUCCAUCACUUCACUCGUACACAGAACCAAACGCC
Molecule: messenger RNA, 2961 nt
Organism: Vitrella brassicaformis
Lineage: Eukaryota; Vitrellaceae
Source: the annotation of a GenBank genome assembly